Molecule: messenger RNA, 4530 nt
Organism: Aspergillus puulaauensis
Lineage: Eukaryota; Fungi; Ascomycota; Eurotiomycetes; Eurotiales; Aspergillaceae
Product: GAS2 domain protein
Exons: 1
Coding region: 1-4530 (1509 amino acids)
Molecular function (GO): microtubule binding
Source: RefSeq, a predicted model, not a curated record
AUGGCGAGCGGCCGCAUCAGCCCACCUCGCCGGCCGUUUCAGGCGCCCCCCACGUUGGCCCCCAAAACAUCAGAUCGCCUGACCGUACCCAAGUAUCACGUUGUGGACCCUCUCCUUGGAAACCUAUCGCCGGAAUCGACUCUACAAGCACUCUCGUCGACCGAUGCUGUGCGUAGUAACGAACCGGCCGCGCACGAUAUCCUAUCCACGAGCAUCGCUCAUGCCUCAUCAACAGAACGAGCUCUCGGGAUACGCGCUGCAGUAGCUGCUCAAAAUCUUGGACAAUGGUAUAGAGAAGUACGCGCGUGGGAAUGGCCAAAGCGGCCGGAUGCCCAGGUUGGAAAGGGGUUCAUUCCCCCGCCCGACAAGGAGAAGUCUGGAUACUGCGGAAGCCUCCCGACGGCUGUUGUUCAGGAACAUGAGAGGCGCAUCGAAGAGAUUCGUGAUGGACUGGAUAGCUUGGACGUCGAAGAAUUGAAGGAACACGUCCUCAAUGCCCACAUUCCAGGCCGGUCUCGGCCUUCGUCAGCGAACAGCACCAUGUCCGUGCCUCCCCCACUCAGCUAUGUUCAAUUGAGUGACUUCACCGCUGUCAUUACUGCUACUAUAUUGCGAGCCCUGCCGCUGCUAUCGCGUUUGAAUGCGUUGCUGUCUACAUGGGAUGUACGACUGCUGGUUGUUAAACAAAUACCCGGGUUACUACUCAGCUUGCAGUUUGCUAGAUCAGAGCUUGAUUCUGCUCUCGAUCUCCUGAAGUCUUCGGUUCCCCCUACUGAGAACGAUGUUUUGUAUUCACCUUCCAAAUAUCAUGCGAAACGGACUACCCUGGAGUCGACAGUGUUAUCGGCGGGUCGGCGGAUGGACCGGAUACUGGAUUCCCUGGACGGACGUGAGGAUUCUCUCCCUGAGAACUGGAUUGAUGACCUGGAAGCUAUCGAGGCGGACUUUGCAUCUUGGGUGAUGCAGGCUGAAAAGCAGGCCUUUGAAAACGAAUGGCGCCGACUAUCAACUCGUUCAAGAGAGAACGAUAAGCCCCAACCGGUUACCGGACAAGAUAUGCUAGAAAAUGGAUAUUCCGCGGAAAAUUCUACCGAGGUCGCUAAACUUCCACCAGUCGAAUCUCCGCUAGCAGAGUCUCCUAGCCAGGUGGAUGCUGCUAUAGCGCCUGAGCUUGAACCUGAGCUCCAGACUAGGCCGGCUGUAUUGCAUAUUGGACGCACUCCCCCAAUGGAAACCAUCGCUGAGGAAAUUGGCAGUCCGUUUGAUCGCUCUCCUUCCCAAAAUGCUCGUGGUGUGAAGGAUGCUUCUGUCAUAGGAGCGAGAAGCAUACCGGAUUCUCCUUCUCCAUUGCCUUCUGAUCCAGUUAUCAAGGGAGAAAGUCAGGAAUCAGUCCAGAUCAUGCAGUUGGAUGCAAAUAUUGACGUUCCUGGUUCCACAGAUACAACACCCGGCGCACCGCAAGAUAUUGCUGGUGGUGAACAGCUAGUACAUAGGCCAGAAGCAUUGAAGCAUCCGCUAUCCGUGGGCUCUAAUGAACAACAGGGCGUUUUCGAGUUCGAUGAGAAGCAAUCGCCAUCUUCUGUUGACGCAUCGGCGACGAAGGAAACUAUAUCGCAUCCCGAGGAGCCGAAUGACACUCCUGAACGUAUGAACACGGAACCGCCAGUGAGAUCUGAUGCCCCAGAAGAUGAUGCUGUCGUGGAACGGGAGACAUUUCAGUCUCUUAAUGCGGUAUCUGCCGAUGAAUCUCGACCUCAGUCUACGGAUCCAGACAAUGGUCGCCUCACCAACUCAAGUCCUGAGGCACUCGUGGGCUCCCACGCCAAUGGAAACUUUUCUUCCACAGCAACCCGCCCUGAAGAGAAUGCUCCCACAGAAGCGAAAUCCUUGGCGAUACCCGAUAUUAGUUCGACAGAUGUUCCGACAACAGACCUGCUACCGGUCGAGCCUGAAGCCCAAGAGAUCGAAUCCUCAACACAAAUAUCUCUCGAAGAGUGUGCGCCGCGAGCUGAAGCCUCUCCAGUAGGAACAAGCGCCAAGAUCCCAUCACCACCGUCAUCCUCCCAAAUCUCUAUCGCAUCUGAGACGAUAUCCGAAAAUGUUGUUGCACCAUCUGCGGGUAACGAAUCGUCGAAGGCUGAUGAAGAUCCCGAACCCGUUACUGAGCCCGUUACUGAGCCCGUUACUGAGCCCGUUACUGAGCCCGUUACUGAGCCUGUUACUGAGCCUGUUACUGAGCCUGUUACUGAGCCUGUUACUGAGCUUGUUACUGAGCCUGUUACUGAGCCUGUUACUGAGCCUGUUACUGAGCCUGUUACUGAGCCUGUUACUGAGCCCGUUACUGAGCCCGUUACUGAGCCCGUUACUGAGACCAGUGUCGAAUCUGUUGCUGUGGCUGAAUCCUCGCCGCACCCUGAGCAUGAUGGCGCCUCUUCAAGCUCCAACGAGCUCCAGCCAAUUAUUGGGAACGGCCACCCUCAACCUCCGCCAGCGGACAACGAAAUUGUUGCCACGGAUAAUGUUGCAUCUGAAACUUCACCUGGGGCUGAUACUCCAAAGUCCACUGAGCGUUGCGUCACGCCCUCAAACGAUAAUGUAGCGGCCCUUCCGAACCUUUUCGUACCCCAUGAUAACAACAAAGUUCCGACUGAGCAACAUGAUCCUGUAGAGUCUGCCAGAGACGACAAGAACACACCGAAGAAACCCUUGGACAGUCCUAUUAAGCUGUCCAAGACUCGCCCUGGUCAACUGGAUCUGGACAAACAGAAACAGAAAAUCCGUGUUCGAAGGACAUCCAAUGCAUCUGACGGCUCUGUGUCGGAUUACCCUUCGCUUGUGUCAAGCCCAGAAAUUCCAGAGCCUCGGACAUCUUCGUCGAAUGCGACACCGUUGCUCCUUGAGACUCCACCACAUUUCCCAGCUGACUACAGACCGUCCAAACCUGCGCGUCGGAGCAAUGGCCAUACUCUACGCGAGGAUCGCCUGCUCCAUCUAGACGCCCAGAAACCCUCACCACGGGACGCCUUUUCGCACAACAGAACACUCAGCUUACCGCUGCAACGUUUCAUCAACGAAAGUCUCGAUGUCAACUACGACCCUGGAUCUGGCAAUGAGGAGGAUGCUUCGAACGCUAAAGUCGCAGGGCAUCAGAAGAGCACGCCCACAGAAAGACACCGAAAGUCUAAAUCUGCGUCCUCAACCAGCGAUAUGGAACGACCCAACGGGCAGAAACAUGCUAUUACGCGUAGAGACAGUUCUGGACCGGAUUCUGACGUGUCCAUUGAGGCACAAUCCAAGUCCCAGAAGUAUAAGGAAAUCUCACCCAAAACACGCGUUGAGCCGUUCAGCAAUACAACCACGGCCCGUCUGAAGAAACGGUUGACUGCUCAUCCUAGUCUUGAGAGCAUUGGGCCCUACAAGUCGAAGCCCCAAACCGGCGACUCCUCAAGACCUGUCCUGGGCAAAGCCAAGUCUCGGUCAUCGUCUAUAAACAAAGGGCUAAUUCGACCCAAAGAUCAGAUGGAUGUGAAAAUCAAUUCCAUCCUGACUUCCCUUCCGGGUCAAAUUCAUCUGGUCCCAGCCGACCAAGACGAUGAUGCCAUUUCGGUGGCGUCCUCCGUGCCAUUCAGACGGGAGAGAUUUCGUUCAGACUCGCCCCAGGGAACCCCUUCGCGCAGCUUCACUCCCACCCCGUCGCUUAGUCUGCGACCAGCGGCGGGUCGCAGGAGACACUCCCAUGCCCCCGAGGAGAGUUCGGUAAAGCUUUACCAUCUUCACCGUGGCGGGAAGUCUGCUCCUACCAAGCUCUUCGUACGGACAGUUGGUGAAAACGGAGAACGUGUGAUGGUCAGAGUUGGUGGUGGAUGGGCAGAUUUGGCCGAAUAUCUACGAGAGUAUGCGAUCCAUCACGGACGUCGCCACGUAUCUGAGACGCCUCGCGUUGAAGUUGAGGGUCUCUCAUCCCGCGACUCCCCAUCAUACUCGCCACCUGCAAGCCGAGUUCCAUCGGGUAAUGCACGAAAUAUGCCGACUCGACCUGGUUCAGUCAUAAGUAACCGCCCGUCUUCGUCUCUUGCGGUCCGGAAAACGAGACGUUCGUCCAACGUCUCCGACAUUGGCGAUCUUAGAACAGCCAGUGCCGGCGAUGCCCUCAACGUUUCCUUUUCCCCUGGGUCCAACGCUCUCGGCAACAGACGACUAUCGGUAUCGUCAAAUGUCUCCGCAGGUGCUAUGUCGUCUGUCAGUGAAGUCCGUCAUGGGUCACCCGGAGCUCCCGCUAUACCUCUUGGUCUUGCGGGGCCAAAACCCCGAGCUAAACGCGCUGCCAUCACCCCGGAGAGUGAGGCUUGGGUGGAAGACGUUCUUGGCCAAGCGCGACGGAGCACUUCUCUCAGACCGUUCAAGUACACUCUACCAGCCGUGGAAAACGAAGGGGACGAAAACGCACCCACGUUACCGAAAUCUCGGAGCAUCAGCGAUAUUAGCAAAGCGGGCUCAAGCAAACGCGUCAUACUCCGUGGGCUACGGUAG